CUCCUCUCCUCUCCUCUCUUCUCUCUCUUCUUCUCUCUCCUUUCUCUCUGCUUGCUCUCUCUCCUUCUCUCUCUCUCUCCCUCUCUUUCUCUCUCUCUCCCCAGACAGCAUUCUCCUGGUACUCAGAAAGAUGGGAAGUGGGGAGCCUAAUCCUGCUGGUAAGAAAAAGAAGUACCUAAAGGCUGCUCUUUACGUGGGUGACUUGGAUCCAGAUGUCACUGAAGACAUGCUAUAUAAGAAGUUCAGACCUGCUGGCCCUCUACGUUUCACCAGAAUCUGUCGCGACCCUGUGACCCGCAAUCCUCUGGGCUAUGGCUAUGUUAACUUCCGUUUUCCUGCUGAUGCAGAGUGGGCCCUGAACACCAUGAACUUUGAUUUGAUUAAUGGCAAACCAUGCCGCCUGAUGUGGUCUCAGCCGGACGACCGCUUAAGAAAAUCUGGAGUUGGAAAUAUAUUCAUCAAAAACCUGGACAAGUCCAUAGACAAUAGGGCCCUUUUUUAUUUAUUUUCUGCUUUUGGCAACAUUCUCUCCUGCAAAGUCGUAUGCGAUGAUAAUGUUUCUAAGGGUUAUGCCUAUGUUCACUUUGACAGCUUAGCUGCGGCCAAUCGCGCCAUCUGGCACAUGAAUGGAGUAAGACUUAACAACCGCCAGGUGUAUGUUGGCCGAUUCAAAUUUCCAGAAGAGAGGGCAGCUGAAGUCAGAACCAGGGAUAGAGCAACUUUCACCAAUGUUUUCGUUAAAAACUUUGGAGAUGAUAUGGAUGACGACAAACUGAAGGAGAUUUUCAGUGAAUAUGGGCCAACUGAGAGUGUUAAGGUAAUAAGGGAUGACUUUGGGCAAUCUAAAGGCUUUGGCUUUGUGAGAUAUGAAACGCACGAGGCAGCCCAAAAAGCUGUGCUAGACCUCCAUGGAAAAUCCAUUGAUGGGAAAAUCCUAUAUGUAGGGCGAGCACAGAAGAAAAUCGAACGCCUGGCUGAAUUAAGACGAAGAUUUGAACGGUUAAGAUUAAAAGAAAGAAGCCGGCCUCUGGGGGUGCCAAUCUACAUUAAGAACCUAGAUGAGACCAUUGAUGACGAAAAACUGAAGGAGGAAUUUUCUUCCUUUGGAUCAAUUAGCCGAGCCAAAGUUAUGCUGGAAGUAGGGCAAAGCAAAGGGUUUGGGGUCAUUUGCUUCUCUUCCUUUGAGGAGGCAACCAAAGCAGUGAAGGAGAUGAAUGGUCGUGUAGUGGGCUCCAAGCCUGUGCAUGUCACCCUGGGCCAAACCAGGCGCAGGUGGUGAGAAAAAGAAUUUUGUUUGUUUCAGCCUUAAACUGAUGCCUGCUUAGUUUGGGCUACUUUGUGAUAAGAGAUUAUUUUAUGCCAAACCCAGUUUGUUUGCUUUUUUUUAAGUGGAUGCUUUCUUUUGGGAAAAAAAAAACAACUAGAAGACUUGGUUUGUUUUAGUGAAGAACAUAAUUUCUAAUUUUAAAAUUGUCAUUUUGUACUAUUUUUUAUAUAAUAUCCUUAGGAGUUCUUAAAAUAAAGUUUAUUCCUCCUCUCAUUUUUCUGAAAAGUAGUCAAUACUAUAGAUAAGUAUAUUUCCUUCCUUAUUUCAGAAAUAACACCAUACUUAGUUACUUCUAUAAAAAUGUUCUCAAAAUGAAUCUUAGGAAUAUAUCACAGUGAAAGUAUUUAGUUUGCUUUAAAAAAAAUCAUUGGGGGCAUGUAUACUAUCUAAUUUACAGUUUUGCAUAAUUCCAUUUUAAAUUACUAUUUAAAAUUGAUAUAAUUUUAAAAACAUGUUUUCCUCUUCCCUUUAUUUAUGAUUUAAAUAAUAAUAUAUUAUUACUAUCUUUAUUUGGGGGCCACAGCUGGCAGUGCUCAGGGUUUACUCCCUGCUCAAUGCUCAGAGAUCAUUCCUGAUAGAGCUCGGGGGACCAUAUGGGGUGCCAGGGAUUGAACCUGGGUCAACUGUGUGCAAGGCAAGCACCUUACCCCCAACUUGGGAUACCAUCUUUUAAUGUUGGGGGUUUUCUUUAUUAAGUUUGUGCCCAGAGAAGUAACUAUAUUAGUGUUUUCUCAAGAAUUUAGAAAUUUAAUAUUAAAAGGCAAUGAUUAUUUAAAUUUUGAGUUACAUCUUAAAAACCUUUCCUGAGAUAUUUAGCUAAAUAAGAAAGAUCUAUAACUGUACUGGGUUAACUUUACAUUUGGAUACUUUAAGAUGUUUUGCCUUCAACUUUUAAUAAGUUUCAAAAUGAAAGAUAAAUAUUCCAUUUAAUGAUAUUUAAAAGCAACUGUGAAGAACAUCUAUUGAACUUGCCUUUACCUUUAAAUUGUUGGAUAUACCCUAUGAUAUUAUUCACAGAUGUCUUGAAGUUAAGAAAAGUGUUACUUCUCAGUUAAAUCAUAUGGCUCCAUCUAUUACAUAUGCGUUAUUAAUCCAAUAUAGUUCUCUUUAUGUAUGGCUGCUUGGAUGUUUUAACAAAUGCUAUGGUCUAUAUUGUAGUUGCAUUAUUUAGCGUGUAAUUUCUAUAUUACACUUACUGUUUAUUUCACUUACAGUUCCCUCCUGCUUCCAACUACUUUCUAUCUGUAUGUCAAUUUUUCUUAUGUGUUUUUAGAUUGCCUUUAUUUUAAUAUAUGCCAGUUCAAAUCCAAUUUUACUGGAGAAAUAAAUGUAAAAUUUAAGUAAUUGCUUUUUAAAAAUAGAACACAUUACAGAUCCAACUAUAAUAAUGUGUUGUCUCUACUCUGGGUGGUCUUUUUCUGGCUUAUGUAGGAUGUUUGCUUCAUACAUAAUAUUACAUAAAUAUAUGAUUUUGUUAGUAUUUUUGUCAGCUAUUUACCAUACAGUGAAAAAAAGCUGUUUCUCUGUUAUUAUUGAGCUGCAAAGGACAUUAUAUUUAUUAUCAAAUAUUUCAAAAUGUAAGCCACUGUUUUGAUUGAUUAUAUACAAAAUAGAUAUUCAUUGAAAAUGUAUACCAUGCAAAAUUUAUAAAUAAGGAAGUACAUUCCCAUGGUUCAGAGAUAGUCAGUGUUAAUAUUUUCUUUCUUUUCUUCCUUCAGUUUUGGGGCCUUAUCCCGGUGGUGCUUAGGGGCUACUCCUGACUCUGUAAUCAGGGGUAACUCCUGGCAGUGCCAAGUAUUAAACCAGGAUAGGCAGCAUGAAAGACAAGUGCUGUAGCUCUGAAUUAUCUUUGGGCCCACUGCUAACAUUUUCAAUGCAUGAAAUCAUUCUUUGCUUUUUUUCUGUAUAUGCACAUACUAUUACCAAAAAUACUAUGUAUUGUUACUUUUUAUAUUUUUCAGUGAGAACAUUGCUUCAUGUUAAUAUAUUAAUCUGUAUCAUCAUUUUAAUGAUAGCAUAGUAUUCCAUUAUGUACUAAUGCUUAUCAAAGUGGUUCAUUAACAAAUAUAAUUUGUUUUUCACUGUAUUUUAUAUUUGUAAAUAAUGCUGUGACAAACCUCCUUGCUUAAAAUCAGUGUUAUAUGGACUUGAGAAAAAUAAUCAAUAAUCUAUAGCAUGCAAAAGAUUAAACCUACUAGAAAUAUUAAAAUGCACAUAUUGGUAUAUGUAUCAAAAAUUUGAAACACAUUCAAGAUACAUUCAUUGAAAUUUACAAAAAAAGCUCAAAGCUAAUGUGAAAUAAUUUUCUUAUGCUUUACACCAUUGUGACCAUUAAAAGUAUAUGAAAAUAAUGCAACUCUGAAUAAAAUUUAAAGGAGUUACAUUGGUAGUUAUUUAUCAUAUGUGCUUUAUGUUCUUUUAACUCAUUACCAGAUUUUGUUUGAAUUUAUAAAUUGAAGCUUCAGUGUUACCCUAUAAACUUUACA
Molecule: messenger RNA, 3813 nt
Organism: Sorex araneus (European shrew)
Lineage: Eukaryota; Metazoa; Chordata; Mammalia; Eulipotyphla; Soricidae
Gene: PABPC5
Product: poly(A) binding protein cytoplasmic 5
Exons: 1
Coding region: 131-1279 (382 amino acids)
Cellular component (GO): ribonucleoprotein complex
Molecular function (GO): RNA binding
Source: RefSeq, a predicted model, not a curated record